AUGGACUUGCGAACCUCAUUCAACAAUCUGAUGACUGGCCAGGGCUACGACGAUGACGAUGAUGACGGCUACAAGAUACUUGACGAUGCAGAUCCAGAAGCAGAAGAAUACGAAGAGAGCUUACAAUACGACGAAGACGGAGUUCCAGCUCCAGAAGACGAUAAUUCUUAUGGCCAUGCAUCCUUUGAUGAAGACGGAGAAGACUAUCACGAUGGAGAAGACGACCUGCAGGGUGGUGAUCAGCUAAUCUUUGAAGAAGACGAACCUGAUGACAGAGAUGAUCUUAUUCCUCAAGAUGUUGGAGCUUCUAUGAAUGCUGCUGUACGUGACAGUGGUCUUGAGAGGGGUGCCGAUGAUGUUAUUUUUGAAGACGAUCAAGAAGCUAUGAAGGAAUACGAUCAACUCUUGGACGAAGACGCUACUCGAGACAAUAGAAGGGAGCGUCGUCGUCGUAUCCGUGAGUCCAAUUUGAGUGACGAACAAAGGGCCUUGGUAGGGCGAGCCAAUAUGGCUUAUGCUACGAACAACCUCGACGAAGCAUUACAAAUCUUGCACGAGGUCAUUCGUGGAGCUCCAAGUGCUAAAGGUCCUUGGAUUACUCUGGCCGCUGUGCUAGAAGCGAAGGGAGAAACUGAAAAGGCCAUUCAGACAAACUUGAUUGCUGCUCAUUUGGGUGGAACGGAUGCCAACUUGUGGAAGAAGAUUGCAGUCGAUUCCAGACAAAUUGGUAAUCUUGAUCAAGCCAUUUAUUGUAUCAACAAGGCAGUCAGGCUAGACAAGGAGGACCUGAAUGCUCAGUGGGAUAGAGCUGUCUUACUAAUUGAACGUGGUCUCUAUUCCAAGGCCAUCGCUGGCUUCCGUGCUAUUCUCAACAUAUCUCCACACAAUCCUCAAGUAAUUCGCGAAUUAGGUAAACUCCUGGCCCGUGUCAAUCAACCCAGAGAAGCAAUCAACUUGUACGAAGAUUUAUACGAACUUGAUAAAAUGAAUCCCUUGGAACCCGUGGACGAGGACGACGAAGACGACGAAUUGGACUUGGGAGCUCGCGUUGUAGUACCAUGUCGUAUGAGAUAUGCAGACAUCAACACUUUGGCUGGCUUGUAUAUCAGAACAGCACAAUACGACCGUUGUAUCAAUACGAUUCGGCAAUGUGUACGACGAUUACAAGGUCGUGCUCGUGAUACUCAUUGGGAUUUCAGGCCUGAUGAUCAAGAGUUUUACGAAACAGCUAUGAUGCCUGAAAAUCAACGAAUGCCUAUGGAGCUUCGAACUCAGCUUGGUAUAUGUCGUCUCAUGUUGGAUCAAGUUGAUAUUGCUGUAGAUCAUUUCAGCAAACUCUAUCAGCCCCACGUGGUUCCAAACCAUAUAGACCUAAUGAUGCAGGUUGCUGAAGCCUUCAUCAAAAAAGGUCUGUUUGAGAACGCAUUGGCGACGUUUGAAGUCCUUCGUUCGUCUCGUGAGCAUGAUGCAGACGUUUCAUGUCGUGUCGCCUUUUGCCAUUUCCAGCUAAAAAAUUAUUCACUCGCGGAGCAAUGGUAUCGACAUGUACUCGCUUUAAAGCCCGAUCUACUUCAAGCCAAGAAAGAAUUACGACAACUUUACACAGCCAUGGGAGAGGAAGAGAAGGCUUUUGAAUUGGGUGAAGAAAUUGAGGCAGCCGCACCUGGAGAAAGGGACAGGAAACCACCCGCUGAUCCUAAUCAACCAUCAAAGACCAAAAUCAACGCAGCUGCAAAAGCCAAGAAGCGAGCUGAAGAGCAGGAACGAGAACGAAUCUUGUCUGCUGAGAAUAUAACCUUAUAUCGAUCUGCGAUGGAGGCAUAUCGGGAGGUUGAGGACCCUGGAUCACGAGUUCGAUUUAUUCGAGAGGCCAAAAAAUUGUUGUCAAAAUUCACUUCCGCCAAGGCCUUUUAUGGUGACAAACAUCGAAGGGCUCCUGGAUUCAAGACAAGAGGCAAACCGCAACAUUCAGAAGAUGACUCAUGGCUCGGAUUGACCAUUGAGCAAUGGUAUCAGAUGUUCAUUAGGUUGUCCCAUUUACUCAAUGUUGUCGGCGAAUCAGCAGAAUCUCAGCAGGUGUUGAAGACUUGUCUUUCUGCCAAUGUCUUUCAUCAUGAUGAAGUCAGAAGUGCUAAACUUCACAUCCAUAUGAUGAAUGCUGCACUCGUCAAUGAUAACAUUGGGAUGGCUGCUGAACAUGCACGAUGGUUUAUUUCAUAUCGACCUUUUGUGAAUGAUACUUAUCAGCUCUUUUCUGCUGCAUUGUCAAUUGGAACUCCCGAAGCUCUCCAUAUCUAUACACAGGCCAACACCAUAAAACUUCUUGGUCGACAACUGAAGAGUUUCGAAAAAUUGAUAAGACAAGGCAAAAAGCAUGAAUUUGACAUCAACAUUAUGAUGUUGGUCUUGUAUGGACAUGUAUCGAAUUGUGCUCGAAACUUUGAUCAAGCUAUAUGGUAUUUCCGCCGAGCACUCCAACAAGUACCUGAAGAUCCCUUUGUGCACUUGUCCUUGGGUAUUGCAUUUUUGCACAAAGGGCACCAGAGGAAGACUGAAGAGAAACACAAGGCAUUCACGUGUAUAUUCAAGUACUAUGAAUUAUCAGAACAAUCAGCAGAAGCAGCAUACAAUGUCGCUCGAGCACUUCAUCAAUGUGGAUUGCGAGAGUUGGCGUUAGAUUAUUACAACCAUGUCUUGUCUGCACCCGCAGAAUUAGGAAAACAGAACUUGAAGCGAGAAGCAGCAUAUAAUGUACACUUGCUGUUGAUGGAAAGGGGAGAUUCAAAGGAGGCAUUCAACGUGUUGAGAGAAUACAUUCAGAUAGCGUAG
Synchytrium microbalum is the source of this 2829-nucleotide messenger RNA. RefSeq lists its product as uncharacterized. Bases 1 to 2829 code for a protein of 942 amino acids. Gene Ontology annotation, biological process: transcription by RNA polymerase III. The record is from RefSeq and is a predicted model, not a curated record. The transcript has 16 exons. Gene Ontology annotation, molecular function: protein binding. Lineage: Eukaryota; Fungi; Chytridiomycota; Chytridiomycetes; Synchytriales; Synchytriaceae. Gene Ontology annotation, cellular component: transcription factor TFIIIC complex.